This is a messenger RNA of Myxocyprinus asiaticus (Chinese sucker), 2598 nucleotides long. It is a transcript of the gene ccdc59, whose product is annotated as coiled-coil domain containing 59. Lineage: Eukaryota; Metazoa; Chordata; Actinopteri; Cypriniformes; Catostomidae. The transcript has 4 exons. Bases 3 to 797 code for a protein of 264 amino acids. Gene Ontology annotation, cellular component: nucleus. The record is from RefSeq and is a predicted model, not a curated record.
ACAUGGCACCUAUAAGACAAAAUGUUAAAACUAAAGGACCAAUGAAGGGAAAACAGUUCAAAAACAACUUUGCACACGGUGGUCCAUCACACGACGUCAAAAGAAAAAGAAAAUGGGUUCCAGAGAACAAAGUUUUUGAUGGUAGUUUAAAAGAAGGUCAGGGAUUUGCCUUAAGAAGGAAGGAGAAAAUAAAACACGAAUACAACAAACUUCUUCGAAAAGAGAGAAAGAAGAUGCAACAGUCAAAAGUGCAGUUACGGGAGGAAUAUCCUGAGCAUCUGAAACAUCUGUACCUGGCUGAAAAGGAAAGGCUAGAGGAAGAAGAGCAGGAGAAAAAGAAGAAAAGAUGCAAAGGAAGAGCAGUGGAUGAAGAUGAGGAGGCAGAGGGAGAACUCAUUGUGCCAUUUGAUGAUUCUUACACUAAGAAACAUGUCUCAAACACAAUGCCCAACAUCUCUUCUUCAGACCAAUCUAAUGCUCAUGUUUCUUCUAAUGAACCAGACAUGACAGCACAGCCUGAGAGCUUCCACAAGGCCCCACUCAUACAAAGGAAACAGAAAAACUUGUCAUCUUAUCAGAAGACAAAGCAAGAUUAUGAGCGGAUUAAGGAGGAGCGUGCACGAAAAAGAGAGGAAUUUUUGAAAGACAAAGCUCAGAGGGAGGAGGCUUUGAAAAAAUACAAGGAAAAGAAAAUGGCCACAUAUCAGUUAUUGAAAAGAAAAACCAAGAAGGGUCAGCCCAACCUCAACCUGCAGAUGGAACUGUUGCUGCACAAGAUUCAAGCUCAGCGCAAAUAAUUUGGUAGCAACCCACAAAAUGAGACUCAAAAUUGUUUAAAAUGAUGCAUGUAACAAUUUCAGAUAGUUUAAUUCAGGUUUGAAAUGCACAAAAAGCUGUGCAGUUUGGAGGAUGUGUAGCUACAAGGAUCUUUGCAUACCUAUUUGUCUUUAUCACUAAUAUUUGUUGUAAAUAAUGAAUAUCAUUAUGCUCUACACUUUUGUUAAUUCAAGUUGAAAGUGUACAGAAUUUUUUGAGAAAAUCUUAUGAUUGAAUCAAAUUUUUUGUUUGUUUAUUUGGUGUUAUAGCACUGAUAUUAAUAUAAAAUAAUAUAAUGUCAUAUACUGGUCAAAAAUUGUUACCAAAUUUAGCAAAGCAUGAACUUUCAGCAUAAAAGAUUUGAAAUAAGAAAAACAUAAGGCUUUAGUAGCAAUACAAGGUCACUCAAACUCCUCCCAGCUCUGGUAACUGCAAUAUGUUUCCAUGAAGUGAGGCUGUGGGUGUGGUCCUAGAGUUAUUCACACCCUCCCGCUUUAUUUGACUCCACCACAUCAUUAUUGUCUGUUUUUUAAAAUAAAAGCAAAUUCAUAUUCUUGUAAUUGCAUCAAGAUUUAAACUAAGCCCAUUUAAAUGAGCGAAAUAACUGUUUAAUUAUAUAGUUAUGUAAAAAGGUUAUAAUAACCUACUUAUGACUUUCUCACAUCUUCAUUGAUAUUCUUCACAUCAUCAUACUCUUCCUGAACUCCCUCUGAUGUACCUAUGAAAGCAAAUAACAAACAAAAAUGUAUUUUAUUUGCAAUUCAUCUUGUCUUAUAUAAAAGGUGUCUUUCAUUUAUGAUAAAGCCAUGAUGAGUUCAUUAAUGGUAUAAAUACAUGUUCAACAGUCAUAAAAAGAUGAGAUAAAAUAAAAAUAAAAGGUGAUUAAAAAUAUAAAGUCUGCAGCUCACCCAUUACACUUUGCAAGUUCAUAAUUCAUAAUUCUCUGGUGUGUCCACUACAUAUAGAUGAAUAUAUAAGCCCAUAAACAACAAAUAGACAAUUUGCUUGCAUUUUUAUUUAUUGAGCAUCACUUAAAAGAUAUAUCAAGGUAAAAAAGAAAAAAAACACCUUUUUUUAAUAUCAAAGUUCUGUCCUGUGUUGAUGACAUCUACAAAGUCAUGACAUGCAUUCACACUCAAAAAAUUGUAAACUGGAGAUUUUUUUUCUUCACUUUAUUUACAGCCAUCAUAUCUUUUAAUACUUAAUCCUACCAUAGUAUAAUAGAACUACAGUACACCUGAUCACAACACCAAAUUUGCUGGUAAUGGUCACAUUGUGGUACCCAGCUUAAAGACUAACUCUCUGAAGAAAACUGUCAUUUAUAGAGCCAUAACAAACUGGAAUACAUUUCCUCUUGAUAUCCAUUUAAUAAAAAAUAAAUCAUCCUUCAAAAAGAAUAUGCAGAGAUAUUUAUUGGCAUGCAGAUGUAAGACUGAACAGUAGGAGGUAUAUUGUAAUUGGACAAGUUUCUCAAUAUUGUGUUCUGGUUAUAUGAAUUUUAAUUUUUUUUUGUAUUUGUUUUAUUGGUUUUAAUUAGUAUUCUACUUAAUUGUAUGUUCAGGGGUGGUAGGCUUUGAAAUGUACUGUAUAGGAAUGCUUUAAAUUGUAUAUAUGCAUUUUCUACGUACAGUAUGUUAAUGUAAUUUAACGUAUAUGCGAUUAAGUGCAUGUAAUGUUAUGUGAAGUAUGUCAUGUUUGGACCCCAGGAAGAUUAACUGACUGCCAUGGCAUCCGCUAAUGGGGAUCCUUAAAAAACAAUAAAACAAUAAACCUGUCUCAUGA